Molecule: messenger RNA, 534 nt
Organism: Dibothriocephalus latus
Lineage: Eukaryota; Metazoa; Platyhelminthes; Cestoda; Diphyllobothriidea; Diphyllobothriidae
Source: the annotation of a GenBank genome assembly
AUGACAUUUAGUCAGGUACUGCUGGAGAACGCUCUCGAGUACUCCCCCCACGCGCGCCAGUUGAAGGCGCGUUUUCGACCCACCUCCGGCCGUCGUCGACCGCCAAAAGAGCCCACAGCAGAUGUCCAUGUCGUCUAUACCGACGAUAACGAGCCAAAGUUUACCAUUUCGGACCCCUGCUUGCCACCUGGACGUGAAACCAGCUUGACUGACAGGGAUCUCAUAAUUUCUCGCAGCCUUUCCGCCACCAGACAGGCCUCAAGGAUUCCCCCGGUGGUCUUCCAGGGCACCGGUAACUUAACACUCUGUCGGGCCUUUCAGAAGACCCUGCUGAAGAAGGAUAUGCCCUGCCCAAAAGCGCCCUGCUCUAUGAAUGGUGUUCACCAGCCACCUAUCGAUUUCAAUAAGGUCAAGUUCUAUGCCAUGUCAGAGUACUGGUACACUUCUGCAGACCUCGAUAAUCGCGUGAAUACCUAUGACUUCUCCAGUUUUGAGAAACACGCCAAGGUUAGAUUCGCUAAAUGUAUUUUUUGA